AUGGCAAAAAUAUCUCCGCUAAAUCAGUUACAACAAACUUUAGUUCAAAUCAUAGAUACAGCAGCUUUAUCUGACCAAAUGACUUCAUUUGCAUAUGAUUGUUUGUCUUCAAUCACUCGAUAUGUAACAACCGGUAAAUGGGAAAACAUCCACAAUCAAGAUUAUUUUGAUGGAAAGAAAGACCCACAAAAUAUUUAUCAAUCUAUGCCAAAAUCAGACGAAAUAUACAGAGUUGGCCAAAGAUUAAAAGGCUUUACUCCGAAAUACUCAUUUGCAUGGAAAGAACUGACAAAGCAAUUUGGUGUAGAAAUCAAACACCAGGUUCUUAAAGAUAUUGCAAUUGAAGUAGCAAGUCGUCUUCAAAUUCCGUUAGAUAGAGAUGCGAAACGUAGGAAAUCUGUACUUAUAAAGUGGUUUGACGAUAAUUGGGAAGCGAUUGGUACAAUUAUUACUGAAUAUACUGUUAUGAAUGAUCAAAUAUAUCAUAACAUAGCUGCAACUCAAAAUGCAGAGGCCAAAUAA
Trichomonas vaginalis G3 is the source of this 522-nucleotide messenger RNA. RefSeq lists its product as uncharacterized. The record is from RefSeq and is a predicted model, not a curated record. The transcript has a single exon. Bases 1 to 522 code for a protein of 173 amino acids. NCBI's taxonomy places the organism in Eukaryota, Parabasalia, Trichomonadida, Trichomonadidae.